Messenger RNA from Ramularia collo-cygni, 1446 nucleotides. RefSeq lists its product as uncharacterized. Gene Ontology annotation, cellular component: membrane. The transcript is spliced from 3 exons. Gene Ontology annotation, molecular function: acyltransferase activity, transferring groups other than amino-acyl groups. Gene Ontology annotation, biological process: polysaccharide biosynthetic process. NCBI's taxonomy places the organism in Eukaryota, Fungi, Ascomycota, Dothideomycetes, Mycosphaerellales, Mycosphaerellaceae. The record is from RefSeq and is a predicted model, not a curated record. The coding region runs from base 1 to 1446 and encodes 481 amino acids.
AUGGACAAGUCCGAUGAGUCCGAUAUUGACGAUUUAGACCUCGACGACCUGGAAGCGGAAUCCCUACCUCUCCACACGCUCCCAGGAGACGCCUCAUCUGCCAACGCGUUUUCCGAGACUCCGCGAGUAGCGCCACUGGACACCCCAACAAGACGACCGACAGCGUUCCUGGACGGACUUCGUGGCUUGGCUUCUUUCUUCGUCUACUUUUAUCACCAUCUUUCAUGGUUCUACGGACCCAUAGCACCCUUCGUCUGGGGUCUUGGCCAUGAAGGCGAAAGCUACAUUGUACAACUACCGUUCAUCCGCGUUCUCUUCUCGGGCGGAAAUGCCGCCGUGGCCAUCUUCUUCGUGCUGUCUGGCUAUGUCCUCUCCAUUUCUCCGCUGCAGAAGCUCCACGGUGGCCAUGUCCGGAAAUGCUAUACCGGACUUGCAUCAGCGGUCAUACGUCGUCCCUUUCGUCUAUACAUCCCCGUGAUUGGCGUCAGUCUGGUCUUUGCCGUGAGCAUGCAUCUUCCCUUUGGACUUGCACCGAUCGUGGGAUGGCCUGAGCCCGAAUCAGAUAUCUUUGCCGAACUCAAGCGCUGGGCACCCGAAACGUUGRGAGUCCUGAACCCUUUCCAGCUUUUGGGCAUCACAAAGCCUUGGUAUGUGUAUGAUCCUCCAGCCUACACAAUGGCCAUUGAAUACGCCGGAUCCAUGCUUGUCUUUGGUCUGCUCGUAGCACUCAGCAAAGUGUCAAGCAGAAUCAAGCUCGCUACAUUCGUUGUCCUUGGUCUGUUGUUCCUGGCUUUCUAUCAAUGGGCUUUCGCCAUGUUCCUGGUUGGCAUGAGUCUUGCUCUCAACGAUAUAGAGGGAUACGAUCAUUGGUUGAUGUCAAGAUUUUCUGGACGUGCCAUUUCCGCCAUUCAGCAUGUGAUAUUCUUCGUCGGCUGGUAUCUGCUUUCGCAACCUUCCGGCCCCAUGGACCCCAAAACUUCAUACGAGACACCAGGAUGGUGGACUUUGAGCCAACUAAUCCCUGGAAAUUACUGGGACAAAGAAUACUGGCGCUGGUGGAAUACAUGGGGAGCAUUGUGUGUAGUAUACGGCGUCCUUCGAAUCAACUGGCUACAGCGCUUCUUCAGCUCCCGUCCUCUGGCCUACCUGGGGCGACUGAGUUUCAUGCUGUACCUCACUCAGGCUCCCAUCCUGUGGACAUUUGCAGAUCGCAUCUUCCGGCUAUUCGGCCAGAUACAACAAGAAGAUUUACAUACGUGGUGGGACAACCGACUGCCUGUUCCCGAUUGGGGAAUUCAUGGAUUGACUACACGAUUUGUACUUUCGCAAAUCAUUGUGAUCCCGGUGCAGUUCUUGCUCGCUGAGCUGGCAACGCGCUUGAUUGAUGGGCCUAGCAUAAGCAUUGGAAGGUGGAUUGUCACGAAACUAGGAAUAGAGAAGAAGUAG